This is a messenger RNA of Lacerta agilis (Sand lizard), 5136 nucleotides long. RefSeq names its product discs large MAGUK scaffold protein 2 (gene DLG2). The transcript has 28 exons. Gene Ontology annotation, cellular component: neuron projection; postsynaptic density membrane; neuromuscular junction. Gene Ontology annotation, biological process: chemical synaptic transmission. NCBI's taxonomy places the organism in Eukaryota, Metazoa, Chordata, Lepidosauria, Squamata, Lacertidae. The record is from RefSeq and is a predicted model, not a curated record. Gene Ontology annotation, molecular function: kinase binding. The coding region runs from base 1023 to 4112 and encodes 1029 amino acids.
AGAAGGAAAAUAGGAGGUUAUGGUGAGGCCAGCCAGCCAGCUGCACCAGCAAACGGGAGAACUUCCGACUGACUUCAUGGCCUGCUCUGUUAAUAUUCCAACAUCUCUGCAUAACAUUUGGAGAAGCUCUGCUACAACUUUGCUCCUCUCUCAUUAGGCAGCUGCUGCUGAGCAAAGAGUGAAAUGGCAAGCAGUCAAUGACUCCUGUGCACAACAGUCUGCUCCACCAGCCUGCCCUGUGAAUAGCACUGUCACUUUAAUAAUUCCAUGCUGAGGGAUUGCUUUCAAUCCUCUUGGGCUUAAUACAAGCAAAGAUCAGAGGGACAUUAAAGGCCAGAAGGCUGGGUGGAGAAAAUAAAAAUGAAAGUGACUGCUGUUUGGUAACCGAAUGAAACCUGGGAGGUUUUUUUCCUCUCCUAAUACGCAGAAGACCAUUGUGUGCAUCCAGUGCUGUAGCUAACUGGCAAAAGUCACCUGUGAUUGCAGCAAAAAAGGUCCCUUUCAAGCUCUUCUGUCUUCCUCGGACAUUUAUUUGGAUUAUUUGAGUACUGGUUUUAAACUUGGGUGAUGCUGGAAUGUUUUGAAGUGGAUCAUUUGGACUGCCAAGACUUGGACUGUGCCUUAAUUGUAUUUCCUACAUUCACUUAACUUCUUUAAAAAAAAAAAAGCCCCUAUGCUGUCAUAAGAGAGAAUCUUAUACAAUUUUGUAGGCUGACGAGUGUUUUCUCUUGUAUAUUUUUAUAGAUUGGGAAAUAUUUUACAGAUUUUGACAAGUGCUCUGGCAAAAAUUCUCUUAAACUUUUUUCUUCCUUGCUGUUUCCAUGGGUUGUGUUGGAAGUUUUUAACUGGACAAAAACUGUGAGUGACAUUCUGGGAGAUGAAGAUGUAGAGCUCUGUUCCAAAGCUGAACUGUGUGUUUUGAAUUGGAUGGCAGACUUCUGACCUUACAAGUCAAUCCCAGCGGGACACUGUUCAUACCGGUAAAUAAGUGUUUGCGUCCAGUGCCAGAAAUAACAGCGAGAAUGCCGGUCAAGAAGAAAGACACGGAUCGAGCUUUAGCACUUCUGGAAGAUUAUUGCAAGAAGCUGAAAAAGCCAGAAGAGCAGCCACUGAAAAAGGCCAUUAAAAAGGUGAUGGGCAUCUUUAAAAGCAGCUUAUUCCAGGCAUUGCUAGACAUUCAGGAGUUUUACGAAGUGACGCUGCUAAACUCCCAGAAAAGUUGCCAGGAGAAAAUAGAAGAAGCAAACCAAGUUGCUGAGAAAUGGGAGAAGAAGACACAGUCUCUGGCAACGGACGACGAAAGCCAGCCCCAAACCCGAGAGACAGCAGCUUCAAAUGGGCCAGACCAACGGGCAGCAGGCGAAAACCAGGAUAAAGGGAACCAAUCUUCUGAUAAUCAUUCCAUAGGUAAAACUGCAAAGCAGAGCCACACCAGAUGCCCAGCGCACAAGUGUCCCGUUGAAUCACCUGGAUGGAUACCUAUUCAGCACUCUGUGAAGUAUCGCUACCAAGAUGAGGAUGCUCCACACGACCAUACAUUACCUCGCUUAACUCACGAAGUGAGAGGGCCAGAACUAGUUCACGUUUCUGAAAAGAAUUUAUCGCAGAUAGAAAAUGUCCACGGAUACGUCCUGCAAUCGCACAUCUCGCCUCUGAAGGCCAGCCCUGCCCCUAUCAUCGUCAACACAGAUACUUUAGACACUAUUCCCUACGUCAAUGGAACAGAGAUUGAAUAUGAAUUUGAAGAAAUUACAUUGGAAAGGGGAAAUUCUGGCCUGGGUUUCAGCAUUGCUGGAGGAACAGACAACCCACACAUUGGGGACGAUCCUGGGAUAUUUAUUACUAAGAUUAUACCAGGAGGAGCUGCAGCAGAGGACGGAAGACUCAGAGUCAACGACUGCAUCUUGCGGGUGAAUGAAGUCGACGUCUCCGAAGUUUCGCACAGCAAAGCCGUCGAGGCCCUGAAGGAAGCUGGCUCCAUAGUGCGACUCUACGUCCGUCGGAGGAGACCUAUCCUGGAGACAGUUGUCGAAAUCAAACUGUUCAAAGGGCCGAAAGGUCUGGGAUUCAGCAUUGCCGGAGGCGUGGGGAAUCAGCACAUUCCUGGAGACAACAGUAUUUAUGUUACUAAAAUUAUUGAUGGAGGGGCAGCGCAGAAGGACGGGAGGUUGCAAGUUGGAGACAGGCUCCUUAUGGUAAAUAAUUACUGUUUAGAAGAAGUAACACAUGAAGAAGCAGUAGCAAUAUUGAAGAAUACAUCUGACGUAGUUUAUUUAAAAGUUGGGAAGCCUACCACCAUUUACAUGACUGAUCCCUAUGGCCCACCAGACAUCACCCAUCCUUAUUCCCCGCCAAUGGAAAACCAUAUACUGUCUUCAGGCAACAACGGCACUUUAGAAUACAAGGCAUCCUUGGCUCCCAUCUCACCGGGAAGAUAUUCGCCUAUCCCAAAGCACAUGCUUGUCGAGGAUGACUAUACCAGGCCUCCUGAACCCGUUUACAGCACUGUGAACAAAUUCUGUGAUAAGCCACCUUCUCCUAGGCACUAUUCCCCUGUCGAGUGUGACAAAAGCUUCCUCCUUUCAGCUCCCUAUCCCCACUACCACAUAGGCCUGCUCCCUGACUCUGAGAUCAUCAGUCAUUCCCAGCACAGCACAGUGACCCGGCCACCCACAGUGAGCAUACAACGGAGCAUUUCUGUGGAAGGAGAACCUCGCAAAGUUGUCCUGCACAAGGGGUCAACAGGGCUCGGUUUCAACAUCGUUGGCGGAGAAGACGGCGAAGGCAUUUUUGUAUCUUUCAUCCUAGCGGGUGGGCCAGCCGACCUCAGUGGGGAGCUUCAGAGGGGAGACCAAAUUUUAUCUGUGAAUGGGAUCGAUCUCCGUGGUGCUACUCAUGAGCAGGCUGCUGCAGCGCUCAAAGGUGCAGGCCAGACUGUGACCAUUAUAGCACAAUACCAGCCAGAAGAGUACGCUCGAUUUGAGGCCAAAAUCCAUGACCUGCGUGAACAGAUGAUGAAUCACAGCAUGAGUUCUGGGUCGGGCUCCCUGCGAACCAAUCAGAAACGUUCCCUCUAUGUCAGAGCCAUGUUUGACUACGACAAAAGCAAGGACAGUGGUCUCCCCAGCCAAGGACUCAGCUUCAAGUAUGGGGACAUCCUGCACGUUAUCAACGCAUCUGAUGACGAAUGGUGGCAGGCGAGACGAGCGAUGCUGGAGGGAGACAGUGAAGAGAUGGGAGUUAUCCCCAGCAAAAGGAGGGUCGAAAGAAAAGAGAGAGCACGUUUAAAGACAGUGAAGUUUAACUCAAAACCUGGCGUGAUCGAUGCAAAAGGGUCAUUCAAUGACAGGCGUAAAAAGAACUUCAUCUUUUCACGAAAAUUCCCAUUCUACAAGAACAAGGAGCUGAGUGAGCAGGAAACGAGUGACCCGGAACAACACCUUUCUUCUAAUGCCAGCGAUAGCGAAAGUAGCUACAGAGGGCAAGAAGAUUGCAUUCUCUCCUACGAACCUGUAACAAGGCAGGAAAUUAAUUACACCAGACCGGUUAUUAUCCUUGGCCCAAUGAAAGAUCGAAUCAAUGAUGAUUUGAUAUCUGAAUUUCCUGACAAGUUUGGCUCCUGUGUACCACAUACAACUCGGCCAAAGCGUGAUUAUGAAGUGGAUGGCAGAGAUUAUCAUUUUGUCAUCUCCAGAGAACAAAUGGAAAAGGACAUCCAAGAGCACAAAUUCAUAGAGGCCGGACAGUAUAACGAUAAUCUUUAUGGGACUAGCGUUCAAUCUGUCAGAUUUGUGGCAGAAAGGGGCAAACACUGUAUACUCGAUGUAUCAGGAAACGCCAUCAAGCGACUACAAGCUGCGCAGCUGUACCCCAUUGCGAUCUUCAUUAAGCCUAAAUCCUGGGAGCCGUUGAUGGAAAUGAAUAAACGUUUCACAGAAGAACAAGCCAAGAAGACAUACGACCGAGCAAUGAAAUUAGAACAAGAAUUUGGAGAAUAUUUUACAGCUAUUGUCCAAGGAGAAACCUUAGAAGAUAUAUAUAACCAAUGCAAACUCGUAAUUGAAGAACAAUCUGGGCCUUUCAUCUGGAUUCCUUCCAAGGAGAAGCUAUAAGUUCACCAAUUCACCUCUGAUCACAAUGGAAGACCAUUUAGAAGAAAACUUAACCCUAUCUUAUUUGGAAGCUUUUUUGGGGUGUGGUUUUUUUUUCCGGGGGGGGGGGAGUUACUUUUACGUUUCUUGCAGUCAAUGUGAAUUUUUUUCUGAAUGUACAACACAAAGUGUUCGAAGCCAUGAAGGACAUUGAUUUGGUCAUAAAGGGUAGAGUAAAGAAGAAGAAGAACCUUUACAAAAAUAAGAGAGGGAGACUUUUGCCAUAUUAACAAGGGGAAAAAAGAAACUGCUAGCCAUGUGCUCUUUGCACCACUGGGUAGAGAUGGACUUUUGAUGCAGAAGCCCCGCUGUCUGAGAAAGCUGGCCAGCAGUGCCGCCUCCACCCCAAUCUGUAUUCUUGGCUCAGCUCAAUGUGUUCAUUGAUUGCUUUGGAGAAGAAUUUCCCAGGCCUUGGACCUCAAUAUUACAGCUUGAUCCUGCAAGGAGCAUCGCUCUGACUCCAACGGGUAAGGUGGACACUUGAAGCGGACAUGGAUGAAGCUUGUAUUUAAACAGGACGAGGAGCAGAGUGCCCUGUAGGACCUGAUCCAUCUUCCACCAAACUCUGGAAAGACCUUGAAUAGCUUGUUCUGGAUGUUGGAUCAGGGACUUCUGCUGGGGUGGGGUGGUUGGUUUUUGUUUGUUUGUUUGUUUUGGUCAUAGCGCAUUUGUAUUUGCUACACCUCGACUUUCGUAUAACUAUGCACAUCAGGUUUUUUUUGGGGGGGGGUUCUGAAACCAAUUGGGAGUAUUAUUUUUCCCUGGCCACUUCAGACCCACAAUUUCAUCAGGCUUGUAAUGCCAAUGAGGGUCCAGGCAACUAGUUUCAUUUCGCAUCAGAACACUCAUGCAUUUAAAAAAAACAAAAAAAACUUUGGGGGUUCAGGGUACUUAAAGUUGACAAUAAGGGAUACAAUUGGGAAAAGCUUUACGUUUUAUUUUGAUUGUCUAUAUUAUCAUUUAUAUAAAGACAGAAGGCACUUAA